Eleginops maclovinus (Patagonian blennie) is the source of this 5558-nucleotide messenger RNA. RefSeq names its product ataxin 7-like 1 (gene atxn7l1). Lineage: Eukaryota; Metazoa; Chordata; Actinopteri; Perciformes; Eleginopidae. The record is from RefSeq and is a predicted model, not a curated record.
UCAGCAAAGCAACAAGAAGGAAGAGAAAUGGCGACACUUGAUCGCCAAAUACCAAGUCCGGAUAGCUUCCUGUGCGAGCCUUGGUCUUCCUUCGUCACCGCGGCUAAAUUACGUUUUGUUGACAACUCGUCCUCGGAUAACAAACAGCUUUACUGCCGGGGUAAAACCGCGAGGCUCAGCAAAGAAGAGAUGCUCGGCUACAGCCAGUUUCCAGCUCUGGAGGAUUUCUGUCUUGUUGUCUGCCAUGUCUGCGAUCAGGUGGUCACCCCUCAGGGCAUCCUCGAACACUACGAGAAGCGCCACGGCUCCCCCGCCCCCUCCAGGAGCCCCCUGGUCCCCAUGAAGCCAAAAGCUCCUGCAGUGGCCCCCACCGUGGCCCCGAGUCCCGGGGACACGCUGGCCUUCAGGGUCCCCAAAGAGUAUCCUCACUCGCGCUUCAGCAAGGCGCCCCUGGCUGUCUACCCUCCAAAGGGGGCUCGGAACAAGACGUGUGUGUCCCUCCCGGUGGUGAGCCUGGAGAAGAUCUCCUGCCUCGGCCGCACAGACUCUGCAUCACACGUGCGCCUCACCUCCUCCUCCUCCUCCUCCUCCUCCUCCUCCUCCUCCUCCUCCCCCUCGCCCCUCCAUCCUCCGGCCUCCCAGCGGUCCAGCGAGAAGCUCACAAACGGUCGCGGGACGCCCACCCCGCGCUCCACCCCUUCUCCAUCCUCUGUGGACCGGCGGCCCAGCCCGGCUCGCUCUCCUCUGGACAGACGGCUGGCGUCGACACCGUCCCCUUCCCCGAUGGACCGGAAGCCCUCCCCGUCACCGUCUCCUUCUCAACGGUCUGCCCUCCCACCUCCACCCCCGCCACCGUCGUUGGAGAAGAAGCAACAAAACGGGACGCAGGCUCCCUCCAGGUCGCAAAAAAGACUCUCAGGGAGAGUGUUUGACCCUAACAAACACUGUGGAGUCCAGGAUCCCGAGACUAAGCGACCCUGCACCCGGUCCCUCACCUGCAAGACUCACUCCCUCACGCACCGCAGAGCCGUUUCGGGCCGAGGGAAGCACUUCGACAUCCUGCUGGCCGAACACAAAGGGCGGGCCAAGCUGAUCGAGGGAGCGAAGGAGAAGGACGCAUCGCAGGGAGCGAAGGAAGGCAGCGUCACGCCACAGGAGACCUCAUCUCCCAGCAGGCCUCACUGCACUAACGGACGCACGCUGUCCUCGCUGAAGCUGCGGCUGGCGAACGCACACAUACCCAGGGUUCCGGGCUCCUCCACCUCCAGUCCUCUUCCGGCCCCUGCACCGGCCCCCACCCCAGAGCCGUCCCCCCACAGUGUGGCGGCGGCGGCGGCAGGAGACAGCGGUCGUCUCUCCAGCGACGAGGGCGAGGCAGAGACUCCAGAGGACGGCGAUAGAUCUGCCUCGCAGUACUCCUAUCGUCACCCACAGCCUCUACGGUACUGCGUGUUCAGCAGCAGGCUCAUGGGACGGGGUCACUACGUGUUCGACCGGCGGUGGGACCGCAUGAGGCUGGCGCUGCAGAACACGGUGGAGAAACACCUCAACGCACAGAUGUGGAGGAAGGUGCCUCUGGCUGCUGAGAGCCUCCUCUCCCUCUCUUCCUCUGGUUCCUCCCCCGUCUCUUCACAGCAGACUCCCUCUCCCCUCUCCUCCCCCUCCAACUCCCUCUCCUUCAUCCCUCAGUCUGCAUCCACAGCCGGAGCGCUCAGCCUCCGAGACGCUCCGGUCAGAGCCCGUAACGGCGCGCAUAACGCCAGCCGCCCAUCCAAAGACACGGAAGAGUCCGCAGCGGGAGCUAAGAGGAGGAAAAACACCUCCUCCUUCUUUCCGACCGCGGAUAAUCUGAGGAGGAACGGCAGCAGCCAUCAUCCGACGUUACAAAGUUCAGGGGCGUCUGCAGCCGGCAGGAGAAAGGGACUCGGUCAAGGAGGGAGUGGGCUUUGGAGCGGCGGGGAGGACUGGCUGUCCAGAGACAACGGGUCGGAGAGCUACAACUCACAGAGCAGCCGUGAACUCGGCAGUGUACACGACUCCCCCAGCAGGGAGCCCGCCUCCACUCCCCGAUCCCUCCUCGCUCCCCCCUCUGGACCCUUGGCUUACGUCGGGGGUGCAGAGGGCAGGAAGAGGAGGAGUCCCAGCUCGUACAAAGCAAAGGCCAGCAAGCUGAGCCGGCCGGGGGGGUUGGAGAGCCUCUGUGGGAACGGGAGUGACAGCGUGGGAAUACUGGCCUCAGGGCCCGAGUCCCCGAGGCAGGCCAAGAACCAUCACUGACAGAAACCUGCUCCACGGACUAAAUGCUGGGCAGCUGUGCAGACCACCACCGUUUGUGACCUUUAACCUCACCACUCUAUCCCCCUGACUGGUGAUGUCACCCCCCCCCCAUUCAUCCAAUGACAGCUCAGCUCACCCGCCGGGACACAGGAGGGUUAGCCCGCAGUUCACUUUCACCGCUCCACCUUCUUUAAACAUGGACCGCUCUGUGUUCAGAACCAUACAGUGGAGUCCAGAAACUCCUCCUCUGAAAAGGGAAUUUGCAAUUACAAUUUUUGGGGAGACUUUUUUACAUUUUUUAUUCAGCUGACAAGGUAAGUGAUUGUUGUUAGGGUUAAAGUUGAAGGACCUACUGACACAAUUACUGUAGGCAUCAGCGGUCAUCUAUGCCACCUUAACUGCCCCCCCCCCCCCCUUUUUGGUCGUCUUCCUCUCAGAUGAAAGCAGCUGGGUUUCUUCCAUCUUAAUCCUCUCUUUCAAACUCUUUUAUUUUAGCGACUCGUUACAUCUCUGAAAUCCCCCCCCCCCCCCCCAAUCCCGCUCAAAGUGCUCUUACUGCCCCUCGCUUCCUCCUUCAUUAUCUCCUGCAGUGCCACGCCAAGGACCUGAACACAAGGGAAGAAGGCGUGUUACCGACACUGUAGUUCCACAUAGAAAGAAAUCCGAUUCUAUCCGGAGAUUUUUUCUUCGUUCCGGUUUUUGCAAGAAACACAAACUCCUGUCUGUGUGUCAGGACUUGCAUCCACAAACAAAAGGAAUGAUGCCUUCGGUGUUGGAUCUAUUUUUUUGUAUAAUAAUUUAUCGUUCUUUAAGUUAUGUUUGUUUUCUAACUCGCUACGGGGAAAGCAACAAAUAAUUUCUAUGGCAUUUUGAAGAAAUGUUGAAAGUAUUAUGAUGUGUACAUAUCUGUUCAUUAUGUUUCUAUUUAUUAACAAUCGUCCCCCCUUUUUACUAAGAGUACCCCCCCCCCCCCCCAACUACAUGUGUGUUUAGUGAAAUUGAAUUUGGUCGGCCUGGUUUCUCAAAAUAUUGAAGAGUUUGUUCAUCAGCACGUUUUUCAAUGAAAACGAAUCAAUAAUCAAACGGCUGAAUAGGGACUUCAGGCUGUGUCUGUCGGUCCUAAUUUCAGUGUGCUAUAAUAACCGAGUGUUUUUUAUAAUUGCGACACAUUCAAAUAAGGGCUAAUAGGCGAAAAUAUUAGACCAAAGUCAAUCAAUUAAAAGCAGUUUUUGAUACGGUAUAUUAUUCAGAGAUAGACGUCAGGGAUACUUUGUAAAGUUUGAUUGACAAAAUGUUAUUUUUCUAAAGUUUAUUCUGGUUUAUGACUAGUUUUUAAGGAGCUUUGUCACUUUUUGUUUUAAUUAACAUCAUUGAGCAGCUCCUCCAUGUACCCAAAGAUCCAUCAACAGCGCUCUCAAACAAGUACUUUACUUCUAUGAUAGUUUGCCUGCUUAGUCUUCCCAAUUUUGUCACAUUUCUAGUGUUUCUACUCAUUCAGACCUGCAUAAAAGAAGUGUGUAAUCUAAAUGUGUGACAGCCACAGCCUCUAUCAGCAGAUGAAGUGUACUCAGUUGCUCUCGUCAUUUCCAUAAAUCUGUAUCUGACGUAUGCUAAUGAGCAAAUGUUGAUUUUGUGACACCAGGCCUUGGUUUGUAUUUUCAUAUAAAGGGCCCCACUUUCCCGUUAGCCUGUGGUUGCAUCCUUCUUCAUACAUAUCCCAAUGUUCAAAAACAAUAGCUAUCAUACUUUGAAUGCCUCUUAAUCUGUGAGGAUCGAUCGGUCCAAGUCAAAAUGCUUUCAGUUACCUCUCAGAAUCCUAGUGGGCCUUGGGUGCAUUUUAAAUGACGCUCACAUUCAGCGUUAGGUGUACAAAAUAUGUUCAAAAGGAGUUCACUACCACACCUUGUUUUUGCACCUUUAUGCAGAAACAUGAUUACAUUAUGAAGGUGUCACUUUAAACAGAUGUGGAUUUCUCUAUUCUCGGUAUUACGGAUGACAUAAUGUGUCAAAAAAAGUGUGAAAAUGAUCCCGUCUGCAUCUUGCAUUGCUGAUAAAAGUGGCGUAACUGAGAGCAUUUUGAUUUCAAUCAAAGCAGUUGGUUUAAUCUACGCACACUGGGUUUAUCCGGGUGCUCGCGAUGUACAGUUUUAUUUGGAAAGGGAGAGUUCAGAUGUUUUGAAGUGUACGAGGUUGUUAUACAAGGUCAGUGUUUGUAGAAGCAGACAGGAGAAGAAUCAAGAGGAAAAACAAUGUACUGCCAUGGAAAGGACGGCAGCAAAACGUAUUGUAGCCGCCUAAAAGAAAAUCCAACCUAGAGAAUCUAUAUUUAAACUCAAGUCUAAGAUCAAUUUCGCAUAUUUCCAGUGCGUUACCUUGCUGUGAGACGGCCCUCUCCUGAAACUGAAGUGGUUAUCUCUCCUCAAAGCCACCAGAGUCUAUUCACAAAAACACUCGAGGAUAUGAGCAGCUCUGGGUUUGGGUGAUUGUUUUUGUCAAUGGAGCAGAGGAUUGAUUACUACAUGAGUUCCCUGUCAGAAAGGACCGUCUGAAUAAUGUAUACAGUACACUUAUACCUUAAGGUGGCUUACAUAUGUCCUUCUGCCACCAUCUAUGGCAACACCUCCUACAAAACCACUUCAAAUGAUCCCAAAUACCCCUUUAACAUGCCUGCAAUUACAGUUCCCUUUUCCUCUGAUAUACAUACCAACACAUGUUCUGGUUUAAUAUGGUUUAUGUUUGUUCAAUGGAUGAAACCAUGGUUAAGUUUGGAAUUCAGAGGGGUUUUUUUUUUUUGCAGGUCAAAGAUGAUGAUCUUAGUGCUGAAAGGAUUUUUUGGGACUUCCCAACCUGACCUACUGUUUAUAGUCAAUAGAAAUAGGAAGUUACAGUCACUGUUGCAGCUAAAAUUAAGACAAAGAAGUCAUGAAUUUCAGAGCAGUUGUAUAUUUUGAUCUUUAUACUUGUUUUGUUUUUUAAAGCCUCCCCCUUCCUUUUUUUGCACUUUGUCAUAACGCCCAGAUCUUUAAUCAACGUCUAUUUAUAUAAAUGUUUGAGAUAUAUAUUUUGUAAAAGUGUUUUUUUGGCGACUGCAGUUUAAAAUGGAGAGUGCAUUGUGGGUAAGUUUACCAGCGCACCAUUCUUUUGUUGUUUCUGAUCCAAACAUGCCUUGUUAUAGUCGCCGGUUAUUCACUCUCACUGCAGUUGGAUUUCCCACCAUGCAACAACACUUGCUGUAUAAAGAAUGGUCUUAUAUCCAAGCUUUUAUUAAAUGAUUGAAAGUG